AUGCAACCCAAACACAUCCUCCUCCUCCUCGCAACAACCGCAACACCAGCCCUUAGUAAAGACACACCCGACGACCACGUCCGAUGGUGCGACGGCCCCAAACUAACAGGCAAAUGCGUCGACCUAGCCAUCGCCUGGGACGGCUGUCGCUAUAUCUCAGGUAGUGGGAAGAUGGGGCAAGCUGGGAGCAGUUAUUCGGCAGAGAAUUCAGUCUGUCGAUUAUAUACCGACUUCGAAUGCAAGAAGGAUGCUACAGGUCGGAAUUUCUUCAACCAGGACAUUAAGCUGAAUAAAGACAAGCGGUACAACUCGUUCAUGUGCGAGAAGGGGUUCAUGGGAUGA
Molecule: messenger RNA, 342 nt
Organism: Lithohypha guttulata
Lineage: Eukaryota; Fungi; Ascomycota; Eurotiomycetes; Chaetothyriales; Trichomeriaceae
Exons: 2
Coding region: 1-342 (113 amino acids)
Source: RefSeq, a predicted model, not a curated record